GACACGUGAACACCAUUUUAAAUUUUUUUUUCGUUCGUGUCAAAACAAAUAAAUGUGUAAAUAAGUUUUUUUUUUUAAUUAUUUUUAUCUGUGCUAUUUGGACUCGAGUGUUAUAUACAAUGACACAUCUAAAGCUUCAUAUCCAGCUCAUCAUAACAUUACUCCUCAUUACAUCACACUCAAUAUCAUCAGCAUCUACCAAGCCAAAUGCCAGACCAGUCUACGAAGUUAUCAAUGAACAAACAAGAAUGGACGACAAAUCAAAGGUCUCAAACAGUCCUGGAAUACUUCCAUAUGGCAAUCCAUUGGCUGGAAACUCGAAACAGAAUGCGAGACUUCACGCCAGCAACCAACAAGCCAUGUUUAAUGCUGAAAGAAUAAGACAACACAAGGCUCAGUUACAAAGAUGGACGAAAGGUCCUCAAAUCAUUGAUAGCUAUAUGAAAGCGUAUCAUGAAUUACAAGAAAACCAUCAAUUAGAGAUAGAAGAACAACAGGCAACGUUAAAAGACAGUCCUGUAACACCAGCGGUUACGACAAGAGGUCGCCCGCUUAGACAGAGAGGUCAAAAUAAACGAGUACAAAAUAAUGGUGAUAACUCCGCUCAGACGUUGCCUAAUGAACCUUCUAUUUCAUCGAAUAGAGUACAAAAUCAAAGAAAAGAUCUUCCAAGAAGAGGCUCAUCCAUCCAAAGAUCAGAACCCACAAAAAUUACAAAAGCUGAUGCAGGAAUUAAAAAUAUUAGAAGCAGAAAUCAUCGAUCUUACGGUUCUGCUGAUUAUCACCAGUAUUUAGAACCCAAAAGAUAUAAAACAAUAUAUGUGUCACCAGUGCCUUAUAAUAGCCAAGAAGUUACAAUAAAGCCUAAUAGGAACAUUGGCUUAAAUGAUUUUCAAACAAAUGAACCGAGCAAAUUAUAUACAGAAGCAGUACCAAGCGAGGCGGCGCCUGCUUACCCAAAGCGAUAUGGUACACAGAAAUUUGGUUCAGUUCAAGAAAUAGAAGCACUCAAUUCUCUAUUAUCAAAGAAUCCGACGGAACAGUUAUCGACAUUCAAAGCUCUUUUAAAAUCGGAAAAAGGAACAGACGAUAAUAUUGAAAAUGUACCAAUAGAUUAUUAUUUCUACUUAAAGGACCCUACAAAAUAUGCGAGUGCGUACAUGCCAACCAUACCAGUCAAAGAUCACAUACCUAUAACUGAAGAAACCGAUGAUAUUCAAGAUCCUACUAAAAGCAAACGACCAAUAACAUUUUCUCAGCCAACAGUUUCAACAACAGCAACAAAACUUGAAACUGAAACUACCAAAAGCAAUAAUUAUUACAAAGUUGAAGGUGCAAGUCAGGUAAUUUGUGAUGACAGUAAAGCUAGUCAAAUAGACUAUUCAAAUGAUGAUAGAGAUUCAUACCGUGCUAUGCAUUACGGAUAUCAACCUUACAUCAAGGAAGCAGACGCUGACACAAGUGAGAUAUAUUUACACCACAACGCUCAACCCACUGGAGUGCAACAUUUAUCUGAAGACGGUACAGAAACAUCUGCUUAUGGAGAUGAUGACCUCAAAUAUGCAGCUAACUACGAAUUCGGAUACAGAGUUAAAGAUCAAGAUAGCGGCAAUUACUUUGGUCAUCGUGAAGCAAAAAAAGGCGAGAAUACCAAAGGUCAAUACCACGUGCUUUUACCAGAUGGAAGAAUGCAGCAGGUCAAUUACUCAGCAGGACCCGAAGGCUUCCAUGCUGAUAUUACGUAUGAUCACUUACAAUAAUAAAAAUUAUGGCACAAGUCAAAUUAUAAGAAAAACAAAUUUAAAUACGCUUAUGUCGUUUUUAACGCUAUGUGAAGAUUUAUAUAUAAAGAUAAUUCUAUCUAUCUUAUGUAAAGAUUUGAACAUCAGAAAAUAUUUUAGGUAAGUUAAGCUACUAAUAUUAGCUAUUUUAAAUAACGUUGUGAAUAAACUGAAAAGUACAAAUAAAACACAGUGAAAAUAAAUAUUUA
Nymphalis io (European peacock) is the source of this 1990-nucleotide messenger RNA. RefSeq lists its product as uncharacterized. The transcript has 3 exons. Lineage: Eukaryota; Metazoa; Arthropoda; Insecta; Lepidoptera; Nymphalidae. The record is from RefSeq and is a predicted model, not a curated record. Bases 120 to 1760 code for a protein of 546 amino acids. Gene Ontology annotation, cellular component: extracellular matrix.